Molecule: messenger RNA, 2045 nt
Organism: Nymphaea colorata (pocket water lily)
Lineage: Eukaryota; Viridiplantae; Streptophyta; Magnoliopsida; Nymphaeales; Nymphaeaceae
Exons: 7
Coding region: 1031-1828 (265 amino acids)
Biological process (GO): regulation of DNA-templated transcription
Cellular component (GO): nucleus
Molecular function (GO): protein heterodimerization activity
Source: RefSeq, a predicted model, not a curated record
UCGGGUUCGGUCCAUUUUCCCUCCUCCCAAACUCCAUGGAGGGGGAAAAAAUGAAAAAACCCAAGGAAAAAGAAGGGAAAAUGGAUUAGGGUUUGCUUUGCCUGUCAAUUUCUCGACGAGAUGAGAAAUGUUUUCUUGGUUUCUCGUAAUAUUUUCAUUUUUGGUAUGUAUGUUGUCAUUGUUGGGUUCCGAUUGAUGAUUAGAAUCUGACGAGAUGAGGAAGAAGCUCGACACGCGUUUUCCGGCGGAGUUUGUAAAAUGCUAUGAGCACCAUCGAUGGUUCCUGCGGGAAAUACUGAAGCAGAAGACUAUCUGCCGCUCCAACCCUGCUGGGGGAUCACACCGAUAUCUUAUUGACAAAAUGAAUCUACAUAAAAGACACAACAUGUAAGAAGAAAGACUACAUCGCAUCCCAGAUCGUCCUAGAUUCCUUGAAGCAGGGAUUAAGUAAGAGUUUGACAACCUCUGCUGGCAGAUUACAAGAAGAAAUGUACAAGAACCUCUUGAGGCGGCACAAAACAUAAGAAGCAAACAAAAACUGGUCUGCUCUUUCCUUACAGCGAAUGAGUCUCUUCCUCUACUCGGGAGGGCCGACUAUCACCCUCAUACCCUUCCGAACAUCUGGGAACAGAUUCAAGAUGUGAUCUAAAAUUUCUAUCCCGCCAGCAAGGCGACCUCUGCUCGAGUUGAAACUGCCCUGGCAAACCGGUUGGCCACUACUAGACUUGAUGCCAAACACCCAUGUUCAGCACUGGGGUUGAAUCCGUACAGCAGUACCAACAUCAAAGCUCUGUUGAUUAUGAGGAGGCCACGGGUCUGGGAUAAUACCUGUACACAACCAGAUCUUCCCCGUGUCCACUUUGGAAUCCUGCGGUGAGGCUGCCAUCAACAGCAUUUUCACAUCGGCACAAAUAAGUUGGCAAGGCAGGUUAGAAGCAGAAGACCAUCCAAAGUGAUGAAAUAGCAAAGAAUAGCAGAUCGUCCUUUUUCAUCACGGAUCAACAGAAGAAGGUCACGAAUAAAAAAGAUUAUGCAAGCUGAUGAAGAUGUUGGAAAGAUUGCCAUGGCAGUGCCCGUUCUAGUAUCUAAAGCAUUGGAACUUUUUCUUCACGAUCUUUGCAACCGGACAUAUGACAUAACUCUGCAAAGAGGAGCAAAGACAAUGAGUGCUUUGCAUUUGAAGCAAUGUGUUCAAACUUUUACAGUCUUUGACUUUUUGAGAGAUAUUGUAAGCAAAGUUCCAGAUUUAGGUGGUGUUGAUGCUGGAGGUGAUGAAAGGCAUACUCCAAGGAGAAGGAAAGUUGUGGAGGAUGAUGUCAAUGGCAGUGAUGAGGAGUCAAAAAGGACCAGGACUCAGGAGGGAUCCUAUGGUGGUCGAAGAGGACGAGGAAGGGGCAGAGGGAGAGGCCGAGGCCGCGGUGGUGCUCGGACAAGUGAAAGGGAGAAUGCUCACUUUGGAAAAUGUGAAGAUGAGUCAGAUCGCUCUCCUGAAAAUGUAAACAAGCACAACCCAUUUUCUAGGAAGCUACAGAGUAGAGUUGAACACAAAGAAUCAAAGGAAGACGCAUCCUGUAGCACAAGCAGCCCAGUUUUUAGAAAUUUUGACCUCAAUCUUGACCUAGAUGAACAUGGCAAUAAUCCUGCUGCUUCUACCUCUGCUUCAGCUUCCACUUCUGUUUCUGCAAUCAAACCAGAACUGAAUCACGAGGAAUACCCAGGGUGGUCAUUAUCUGAGAUGAACAAAAAUGGAAUUGAUCCUUUGCAGCUUCUACAGCUUAAUGAGCAAGCAGACGAAGAAGAGGAGGAUUAUGACACCGAAGAUGGAUGAUGACAGACAAAGACAUAGGCGAGUAGCUUUAGCUGACCAUUGCUCUCUUCUCAAAGCUGGGGAAGUAGCAAGCGGUGGGCAACACAUAUUUUCCUCACUUGAGCUCCUUCGGAAAUUGUAACAUAGCAUCUAACAUAAUAAUACUCGAACUUGUAUCUUCCAAUUAUCAAUCUUAAAAUUUCACGUGAAGCUUUGUGUAAGUUUCAUUUUCCCUUUA